AUGUUGGUCAUAGUAGUAGAACAAUGCCAAGAAGACCAAGAAGACCAAGACAAAGAAGGCCAAGGCCAAGAAGACCAAGAAAACCAAGGCCAAGAAGACCAAGACCAAGAAGACCAAGACCAAGAAGACCAAGACCAAGACCAAGCAGACCAAAGCCAAGACCAAGAAGACCAAGGCCAAGACCAAGCAGACCAAGGCCAAGACCAAGAAGACCAAGACCAAGAAGACCAAGGCCAAGACCAAGAAGACCAAGACCAAGAAGACCAAGGCCAAGACCAAGAAGACCAAGAAAGCCAAGGCCAAGACCAAGAAGACCAAGACCAAGAAGACCAAGGCCAAGACCAAGAAGACCAAGAAAGCCAAGGCCAAGACCAAGAAGACCAAGGCCAAGACCAAGAAGACCAAGGCCAAGACCAAGAAGACCAAGAAGACCAAGACCAAGCAGACCAAGGCCAAGACCAAGAAGACCAAGGCCAAGACCAAGAAGACCAAGAAAGCCAAGGCCAAGACCAAGAAGACCAAGGCCAAGGCCAAGACCAAGAAGGCCAAGGCCAAGACCAAGCAGACCAAGGCCAAGAGCAAGAAGAAGAACUGGAAGACUCCUUGGACAUUGUUCUCCUGUGA
This is a messenger RNA of Anolis carolinensis (green anole), 624 nucleotides long. RefSeq lists its product as uncharacterized. The record is from RefSeq and is a predicted model, not a curated record. The coding region runs from base 1 to 624 and encodes 207 amino acids. NCBI's taxonomy places the organism in Eukaryota, Metazoa, Chordata, Lepidosauria, Squamata, Anolidae. The transcript is spliced from 2 exons.